This is a messenger RNA of Striga asiatica, 312 nucleotides long. The record is from the annotation of a GenBank genome assembly. NCBI's taxonomy places the organism in Eukaryota, Viridiplantae, Streptophyta, Magnoliopsida, Lamiales, Orobanchaceae.
AUGGAUCGACGGGAAGACCAGAUCCAAUCCCACACGCUAAUACUAAUACUGAACUGCUGGAAGAUCCACUUGACAGCACAGCUCCGGACCAAGGACUGGGAACCCCUUUUAACAGAUCCCCUUGCUGCGAAGUACCCCAACUCGGAGAAACAGGGACUACCAAAACAACGGGGUCUUUCUACCCUAUUUCUCGACCAAAGAACAACUCCUUUGCCAAACUGUCUUAGCAGCUGUUCGAUGGAAGGACUGGAAUCUUCAUUCCUUGGUCAGCUUGUAUCCGCCCUUUCUCUUGAAAGCCUCGCUCUUGGCUAA